Molecule: messenger RNA, 1164 nt
Organism: Neurospora tetraspora
Lineage: Eukaryota; Fungi; Ascomycota; Sordariomycetes; Sordariales; Sordariaceae
Exons: 1
Coding region: 1-1164 (387 amino acids)
Source: RefSeq, a predicted model, not a curated record
AUGUGCUUCCGCAUCGACCAGUACUGGCACUGCCACCACGAGCACGGCGGCUGCAAGGGCAAGCUGAACAAGCUCACCGACGACGACCCCAUCCUUCCCAAAUGGGCGCCGUGCCAGCGCGCCAAACGGACUGGCAAGAGGUGCGAGGAAGUCAUGGUCAUCCCGCAGCACCUGGCCAUGUGCUGCCCGAUGCACCACUCGCGGCGGAUCCGGCAGUUGGAGGAGCUGUGGCAGAACGAGUGGAAGAACCAAGUGUUCGACCACUUCUCCCAGAGGCAGAACCACCUGUCGGACCGGGAGAAGGCCGACUGGCGUCGCGCCCGCGACCUGGAGAAGAAGCGGUGGGACGAGUUCCAGCGCAAGCUGGAGCCCGUGUACGCUCAGCUGGGUAACCGGCUGAACGCCGCCGUCGUCCGCGCCUUCGGCAAGACUUUCUACGAGCGCAUCGAGCAGAUCAUGCUGGCUUUCGUCGCCGUGGUGCGCCGCCAGUGCGUCCUCGACCCGGAGAACUUCGAGCGCGCUAAGAGGCAGGAGGCUCGCGAAGCUCUGCUGGAGCUCGAGGAGAGGGACCGCCAGGCUGCUGCUGGUGCUGCCACCGCUGCUGUCGCUGCCGAUGGCCCGCCGCCGCCCAUCCCGCCCAAGAGCAGCAAGAGGAGACAGAGGUCUCUGACUUCCGUCAGAGAAGGUGAUUUGAAGCAGGCCCAGGAAGCCCUGAGACAGAUGACGUUGUCUGGCCCCGCUGGUGGCUUAGCCCCAGCCCAGACUCGUCCUCUUCCUCCAGCUCCUGCUCCGGCUCAAGCUGGCUACACCGUUGCUCGCGCUCCGGUUGCCGCCGCCGCCAGCCCCUCUUCUUCUUCCUCGUCCGCGUUUGGCCCUGAAGAUCACGCUGCAGUCGCUGCUGCCGCUGACAUCGAACGCGCCUUCCGCCCUCCUUCGAGAGGUUCCUCCGCUGCCUCAUCUUCGGGUGAGGAGAGCGAGAGCGAAGACGAGACCCCUUGCUCCGCAGGGACUUGUAAGGCCCAGCGUCAGCUGGGUCUACAAGAAUCGCCCCCAUCGUCCCGGGACCAGCGAUACAAGGGCAACCACAGUGCUCCUCAAGACCUUGGAAUCAAAUGCUGCAAACAGGCAACCAUCGCCCCCAAAGACCUGGGACUCGGCGUAUAA